Messenger RNA from Erythranthe guttata (spotted monkey flower), 3232 nucleotides. The record is from RefSeq and is a predicted model, not a curated record. Lineage: Eukaryota; Viridiplantae; Streptophyta; Magnoliopsida; Lamiales; Phrymaceae.
GCAAGUCGCCAUAUAUUACGGAAGUCAUCACCAUCAAUAAUUAUUCUCUCCCAAACUUCCCACCAUUAAUCCUCUGUUUUACGCAAAUUGAAACCAUGAAUCUGCAUCCACUUUCAAUGGUUGUGCUAUUUCUUUUCGUUCUCAUCAAAUUCACAUCUGCCAUUGGUGAUCCACCUCACCUCACUGGUGAUGUUUCGAUUAAUUGCGGUUCCAUAGGCACUUCUGCAGCAAAUAAUGGCGGGGAAUGGAUUGGAGAUAUACAGCCAAAAUCUUCUUUCUUGCUACAAGUGAAGGGCUCGUCAACCACAUCAACUGUCGUCCAUAAUUUGAUCUCUGCUGAUCCAGUUCCCCACAAAACCGCAAGAAUCUCUCAAUCUCAAUUCUCAUAUGCAUUUCAAGUGAGCCCAGGUCAGAAAAUUCUCCGCCUUCACUUUAAUCCCACUUCAUAUAAAGGUUUCAAGGGGUACAAGGACCUAUUCACUGUUGAAGCCGGUCCUUUUACUCUGCUCAGUAACUUUAGCGCCUCUCUUACUGCUGAUGCUCUCGGUGUUGAUUCUUUUGUCAAGGAAUUUUGUUUAAACGUACAAGAAAAUCAACAUUUAAACAUAAUUUUCUUUCCUGAAAGCAGUCAAUCAUUAGAUACAUAUGCUUUCAUAAACGGCAUUGAGAUUUUCUCAGUGCCUGCAAGUCUUUCUUAUUUUGAAGGCGGAGAUGUUGGGCUCCAACUGGUCGGCGAGAAGUCUACGGUCUACAUUGAUUCCAGCAUUGCACUAGAGAUAAUUCACCAAGUGGAGAUUAAGAAGAAUCAUGUUCAAUCUGCUGAAUAUUCCGAUGGAACAUUUCCCAAGUGGGCGAACCGAAAUGCAAAGAUAAGAAACAAUAACACAUGGAAAAUGCCGGUGGAUGUGGGAUUCAAAUACCUGAUCAGGGUUCAUUUCUCCGAGUUGGGGCUCAAAGUUGCAGGGGCUGGUGACAAUAAGUUUAAAGUUCUUAUUAAUGAAAUGAUUGCUCGCACUUAUAUUGACAGAGUUCAAGAAAGGGAUGGAAAUAGCACGCCCUGGCAUAGGGACUAUACAGUGAUGGUGAGAGGAAAGAAAAAAGAGGGAAAACGUGAUAUCUUGAUUUCCUUGCAGUCACAUGAUGAUCUUAUAGAUGAUCGGGCACUUCUUUCAGGAUUUGAAAUAUUUAAGCUGAGCAACUCUGCUAACAGUCUAGCCAGUCCAAAUCCUUUGCCUCUAACUCGGGAUUCACCUUUCCACACUGUCCAAAUUGUAUUUCUGGUACUUUUUCAAAAAAAUGCAGUCGCGGAUAUUGCGAUAGCUAUAAUUUCUUUUGUAUGUAUCAUUGUUCAUAAGUGGCGGCAAAUUCAGGAAUCUAAUAUUACUGAGGAGGAAAACAAACCAAAGCCAAAGCCAUCUGCUAGGGCCGAACGUAUUUGUCGUUGUUUUUCACUUGACGAGAUUCAAUUAGCCACAAAAAAUUUCAGUGACGCACUUAUAAUUGGAAGGGGAGGAUUUGGUAAAGUCUACAAAGGCCACAUUGAUAAAGAGCAAACUACCGUGGCUGUAAAGAGGUUGAAAUCAAGCUCCAAGCAAGGGGUACAUGAGUUCUUGACAGAGAUCGAGACACUUUCUGAGCUCCGACAUGCUAACCUUGUUCCUCUAAUUGGUUAUUGCAACGAGUACAGAGAAAUGAUUCUUGUCUAUGAAUACAUGCCACGUGGAACCUUGGCCAACCAUAUUUACAAACUUGCAAGAGAAGACAAUAUGUGUUCUUCUCUUACGUGGAAGCAACUCCUUGAUAUUUGCAUCGGAGCUGGUCGCGGACUAGAUUAUCUUCACACAGGCCACGGGAUCAUACAUCGAGAUGUAAAGGCUACAAACAUUCUCCUUGAUGAAAAUCUCAUAGCUAAGGUCUCCGAUUUUGGCUUGGCCAAGCCUGAAAACAGAAGCAAGUUACAAAGCUAUGUUAGCACGAAUGUUAAAGGUACAUUUGGAUACCUUGAUCCAAAUUAUUUCCGCACUCGUAAACUAACCAGGAAAAGUGAUACUUACGCAUUUGGAGUGGUGUUGUUGGAAGUAUUGUGUGGGAGGUCCGUUGGGGAUUUGAUAGUUACAGAGAAAGAGCAAGUUCUAACCACAUGGGCUCGAGAUAAGAUUGACAUGGGAGAAGCUGAUCAAAUCGUAUCAACGAGUCUGAGGGAGGAGAUCUCACCAAAUAGCCUCAAAACAUUUGUUGGAGUUGCCCAAAGAUGCUUGUCUGAUAAACCGAAAAACCGGCCAACAAUGUCUCAAGUUGUGUCACAACUUGAGUUGGCUGUUGAGCAACAGGAGAUUAAUAAUGAUAAAGAUGGCCUAUCUGUUCAGACGGGGCAACCAACAAUUUUCUCUACGGUUGUACAGAAUUUCACACUUUAUCCGAAAGAACAUACUAAUAGCAAUGUGGCUAUUGUUCAGCUUCCAAAUAGUGAUGAUAAAGAUGGUCAUUCAGUUCAGGGGCAACCACCAAUUUUCUCUACAGCUGUGCAAAAUUUCACACCUCCUCCACAUGAACAAACUAAUAGCAAUGUGGUUAGUGCUCGGCUUCCAAAUAAUGAUAAUAAUUAUGGCCCACCAGUUGAGACGGGGCAACCACCAAUUUUCUUUACGGCUGUGCAGAAUAUCACACCUCCUCCACAUGAACAAAUUAAUAGCAAUGUGGUUAGUGCUCAGCUUUCAAAUAAUGAUAAUAAAGAUGGCCCAUCAAUUCAGACGAGGCAACUACCAAUUUUUCCUAUAGCUGUGCAGAAUUACACAUCUCCUCUGCAGGAACAAACUAAUAGCAAUGCGGUUACUGCUCAGCUUGCACUCAAGAAAAAUGAAUUGCAAUCAUUGUCAGGUACAAAUUCAAUAAAUAGUGACUAAAAACUUGUUUAUUCAUAUCUUGAUCUUCAAGCUUGUUAUGGUCUAUGUUAAUGUAUUUAUGAUGUUAUCUGAAAUGUAAAAAUUAGCGGAGUUUGAUCGGGGUACGACUACAUGUGCCAAUAAUGAAUCUUGUUCUACAACGAGGACUAUGAGAUCGCAUCCGGAAUUAUGUACACAUUUUUGGCUCGAAGAGAUCAAAACAGCAACAGACAACUUUGACGAAAGUUCCAUCAUCGGCAGGGGAGAGUUCUUCGAUGUGCACAUAGGGAUCAUUGACGGUGUUGAUGCUGACGGCACCGCUACCACCAGCGCGGUGGCCAUCAAAAGGC